AUGUACGACCCCGAGCACGGAUGGAGCCUGUCCUUCUCGGGAUGCGGCUUCCUGGGCUUCUACCACAUCGGGGCGACCCGCUGCCUGAGCGAGCGCGCUCCGCACCUCGUCCAGGACGCGCGCAUGCUGUUCGGCGCCUCGGCCGGGGCGCUGCACGGAGUCGCUCUGCUCUCCGGGAUUUCGCUGGACAUCAUCACGGAGAUCCUCAUGGACAUCGCCCGAAGUGCCAGGAGCCGGAAGAUUGGCAUCUUCCACCCCGCCUUCAACUUGGGCAGGCGCCUCCGAAAUGAUCUUCAGACAUACCUCCCAGACGACAUCCACAGGCUCAUCUCUGGCAAAAUGUGCAUUUCGCUCACCAGGGUGUCCGAUGGGGAAAAUGUGCUCGUGUCUGAUUUUCAGUCCAAAGAGGAAGUUGUGGAUGCCUUGCUCUGUUCCAGCUUCAUCCCUUUCUUCUGUGGCAUAAUCCCUCCUUCCUUCAGAGGCGUGCGAUACAUGGAUGGAGGACUAAGCGACAAUGUCCCCUUCUUUGAUGCCAAAACGACCAUCACUGUGUCCCCCUUCUACGGGGAGUAUGACAUCUGCCCUAAAGUCAAGUCCACAAACUUUCUUCACGUGGACCUGACCAAGCUCAGUCUGCGGCUCUGCUCCGAGAAUGUCUACCUCCUGAUUCGAACCCUGUUCCCUCCGGACCUCAAGGUGCUUGGCGAGAUAUGCCUUCGCGGCUACUUAGACGCCUUCAGGUUCUUGGAGGAGAACGGCAUCUGCAACAAGCCCCAUCCGGGCCUGGAUUUACCCUCGGAGGAGGCGAAGACCCUUACCUUCCCCUGGGGACACAGGAACCCGGAAUCUGGCCCAAGGGUGUCUGCGGAGGGGACGAAGUCCGAGGAAGACGAGCUGCUGGACCACCUGCGUCUCAGCAUCCUGCCCUGGGACGAGCGCAUCCUGGACACCCUAUCGCCCAGCCUCACUGCAGCACUGAGUAAUGCAAUUAAAAUGAAACAUGGACAAGUGAGCAAGAUUUACGAUUUCUUACCGGUUAAGGUCAUGUCGUAUGUGAUGCUGCCUUGUACGCUCCCCAUGGAGUCUGCCAUCGCCAUGGCCCAGAGACUGGUGAUGUGGCUUCCAGACAUGCCCGCGGACAUCCGGUGGCUGCAGUGGCUCACCUGUCAUGUGUGCUCUCGAGUGAUGACGCAGCUCUUCCCCCACUCUAGAUCGCGGACACAAGCAAACGGCCAACAGCCUUCCCUGAAGGACGUGAAGGCGCUGCUCCUGUCCCUGCUGUCCAGCAGGAGCCGGAGCUGAGGCCGCUGAGCAAACGGGUCCUCCUGUCUGGCCUGGCGUUUGGGGGGGCUGGAGCUGCAAGGGACUCCUCCUUUCCUGCUCGCUCUCCUCGUGCAGACGCGUUCCUGAGCCCAUCGAGGAGACAAAUCUAGGACACUCUUUCGCAGGCGCUUCCCGAUCUUUCUGCAGCUACGCCCACACUGGCUUGGAUGCGCCCGGGUUUGACACACGGGGUCCUGCCUUGGUACCGAAAUUAUGGUUUAUUGAAACCAAAGGCAAACUACUGUUUUUAGGAAAAGCUAGGAAGCUACUUUUGGUGUACGUGUUGGUCUAGAGCUUAAGGAAGCCUGCUAUUCAAGCAUCUGAGUCUGUUAGCUCACUUGGCUGGGAAAUGACACCAGGGAGCCCAUGGCGGAGGGGCCACCUCCAAUGGCCUGGCAGCCUUCCCAUUGCAACAUUCCGGAGCAUCCUGUGUUGUGAUGGGCUGGGGGUGUGUGGGGCUGGGGGCUGGGGGGAGACUUACGGUUGGGGGUUGGGCUGCCCUUUGUGCAGUCUUGGGGUUUAGAAGGAAAAGUAACGUGAUCCCAUUUCCCCAGACAGGAAGUGGUUGGUGUGGCAGGAGGGGGAGGCAGCCUUCCCCAGGGAGGGCACUGACCGUGGUGGGCCAGUAAAAGAUGUUCACUUAUUUACAUUUUGGAACACUUCUUUGACCUAGCCUAAAUAUUUGAUAGAGUUUUGUAUAAACUACAGAGAGUCUUA
Messenger RNA from Neogale vison (American mink), 2040 nucleotides. It is a transcript of the gene PNPLA3, whose product is annotated as patatin like phospholipase domain containing 3. The record is from RefSeq and is a predicted model, not a curated record. NCBI's taxonomy places the organism in Eukaryota, Metazoa, Chordata, Mammalia, Carnivora, Mustelidae. Bases 1 to 1302 code for a protein of 433 amino acids. Gene Ontology annotation, molecular function: 1-acylglycerol-3-phosphate O-acyltransferase activity; triacylglycerol lipase activity. Gene Ontology annotation, cellular component: lipid droplet; membrane; cytoplasm. Gene Ontology annotation, biological process: lipid homeostasis; triglyceride catabolic process. The transcript has 9 exons.